CGGAUAACGAGCUCUCAAUAGGCGCAUGCACCUCAGAACGAGCCUCCGACCACCCGACACCGCCGCGAAACGAACUACACCCAUCUCACUCUCCCGACACGAAUCCGCAUUGACACGCGAUCCCACCUCACCCGCACGACCCAUGGCCCCUAGAAGAUGAGAAGGACUUCUGACAUACUCUGCCCACCAAUGAGACAUUAUCCAUGAGCUGGAACCUGCUCGAACGCUUAAUCGAGUCUGAGCACUUCAACAGAGACCCAUCGUUUACGGUAGCAUACCUCGCUCGGUACGCUCAGCAUGUCGGUAUCCACUAUGUCCUCUGUUCGAAGCUGCGAGGCUUUAGCUACGAGGAGAUCGAGUUCUUCCUCCCGCAGCUAUGCCACCUGGUCAUUUCGAUCGACAACGAGUCCAUGGCGCUGGAGGAGUUUCUAAUAGACUUGUGUGAAGAGUCGGUCAACGGAGCAUUGCUGACAUUCUGGUUGUUUCAAACCUACCUCCACGACUUAGCGAGCCAACCGACUUCAAAUGCUUUCCAGACGUGUCGACGGAUAUACAACAAGGUGCAGAGGAUCGUGUUUGGAAGUGGAGAGGCCUUGCGAAGAGAAAGGAUAAAAGAGAACGUGCUACCGGUCACACUUUUGGCGAGUCUGGUGCUGGGAGGAGUGGGACUGCCCUUGUUACCACAAAUUGGAGGACCGCUCGCGGUUGCGCAGGCAAGAAAGCCACGUCCAAUUGAGGAUGUCAUAUCAGAAGGUGGGACGGCGGGACAAAAGCUUGUGCGAAGCGCUACAGUGACGGGAAGCCCUGCGGCGAAGAGAAGGCCUCGACCAUCCCCUGGCGACCCGGAAGCUGCACCGCGACGGCGGCCUAGGAGGCCUGCAGACGUGCUUCUCGAUGGCGAGGUGACUGGUUUCACGAGCUCAAGCUCUCUCCCGGAGCAGCGAACUCGAACUGUAAGCGCUCAUUCAUUGAGUUUACCAGCUUUACCCGGAGUGCCGAGAAGACUCGCGGGCGAGGCUGUCAAGCGCGUAGCGACUCCUGUAUCAGCGAGCACCAUGUCACGAAGUCACAAGAUUCGGAUGCUGCGACAAAAUUAUUUCCGCAGCGAGUCUGAUUUUCUCCUCGCUUUGGAGGGCAUAUCUUCUCGCUUGGUCGCUGUCCCAAAGGCUGCACGACUGAGUGCGCUCCGUGCAGAACUCGGCUUGAUCGCCCAGGACUUACCAGCAGAGGUCGACAUACCCUUGAUUUGCCCUGCAACGCUUGUAGAUGGCUCGGCGAGUAGAAGUCGGCAUCACAGGAUUGUUAGGUUGAACCCGGCGGAGGCGACGAGCCUGAAUAGCGCGCAAAAGGUGCCUUAUUUGCUCAUGUUGGAGGUGCUGAGAGAAGACUUCGACUUCGACCCAGACAGUCGGCAGAAUCAGGAUCUACUCGCCAAGCUUGUCUCGGAAAAGAACAAGCCCAAACGGAGAUUGUUCGACACCACGGAUGCAGCCAGAGAAGCUGCAAUGCGAUCACCGCAAGAGGAAGCCCAAGUGGACAGCGUUCUGGAACCUGCUAACGGUGACUUGGCCAGUCCGCAGCUACUACAAGAUUUCGACUUCGCUGCGAAGUCUGAUCCAGACAGCCCGCAGGCCCGUUCUAGCCACCUCGGCGGGAGGGAAACUUCGCGGCUGUCCAGCGCAGUGAGUACAGUGUCUUUGACAGCAAGCUUACCAACACCUCGGGACUCAGAAGGGAACCAAACACAACCAAGCAGCGGUGGCCGAUCGCCAUAUCUGAAGCCUCAAAACCCCAAUCAAGCGGACGUAUCAGCAUUGGCCGACCACAUGCGUACAGCUUCGCAAAUGCUCGCGCAGCUUGAGCUGAGUGCUGCGAAGCGACCUAAAGCAGAGGUCGCUUCCAUUCGGGCGAAGAUUAUCGCCAGCAUGCAGUCUCUGGAGGAGCAGAGUUUUCUCAAUGAUGAAACAGUGCAAGGACCGAGCUUCGAAUCGAUCAUGGCCAAAGCAGGCACUGCCCCAGCUGAGCCAGAAGAUCUCGGUGAAGGCAUAGACGGCAUCGCCGAUCCAGGACUGACCUCGAGCAAGGGAGCUGCGCGAAUGGAGAACGAUGCCAUGACAGCAGGAAUUCAACGCAAAGGCGACCGCGAUGACCCCUCAGCGGCCACGUUUGGAGAGGCCUGGGAACAGAAGAAAGAACGCAUCCGCCGCUCUUCUCCUUACGGCUGGGCCAAGACCUGGGACCUCGUCUCGGUCAUUGUCAAAACAGGCGACGACCUCCGACAAGAAGCCUUCGCCUGUCAAGUCAUCGCAAUCUGCUCGAAGAUCUUUGCCGAGCACCACGUCGAUGUGUGGGUCAAGAACAUGCGUAUGCUUGUGACUGGCGAGACAUCCGGUCUCAUCGAGACCAUCACCAACGCUGUGUCCCUUCACUCCCUCAAACGCUCCCUCACCCUCGCUUCCAUCGCCGCGGGCACCAAUCCGAAGAAACGCAUCGCCACGCUGCAAGAUCACUACACGAAAACCUUUGGCGCUCAAGACUCGACAACCUAUGCUAAUGCGAUGGAUUGUUUCGUACGCUCUCUUGCAGCGUACAGCAUCAUCAGCUAUGUUCUCCAGCUGAAAGACCGCCACAACGGCAACAUCCUCAUCGACUCCGAUGGUCAUGUUAUCCACAUUGACUUUGGCUUCAUGCUGUCCAACUCUCCGGGCAACAUGGGAUUCGAAGCGGCGCCGUUCAAGUUGACCGCCGAAUACGUCGAACUCCUCGGUGGGCCAGAGGGCGAAGCAUUUCUCGAAUUCAAAGAGUUGAUGAAGGAUGCGUUUCAAGCUCUGCGCAGGGAGGCGGAGAGGAUCGUCACGUUGGUAGAGCUAAUGGGCAGGGAGAGUAAGAUGCCUUGUUAUGGUGGUGGGUUGGUGAGCGUCGUCGCGGCGUUGAGGGCGAGGUUCGUCCUGGAGAAAAGUAAAGAGGAGGCGAGGGAAUGGGUCGAGGAUCUGGUGGCGAAAAGUGUGGGAAGUUAUUACACGCGGCUCUACGAUACGUUUCAGUAUCGGACGCAGGGGAUCUAUUGA
Molecule: messenger RNA, 3068 nt
Organism: Zymoseptoria tritici IPO323
Lineage: Eukaryota; Fungi; Ascomycota; Dothideomycetes; Mycosphaerellales; Mycosphaerellaceae
Exons: 4
Coding region: 204-3068 (954 amino acids)
Biological process (GO): phosphatidylinositol-mediated signaling; phosphatidylinositol phosphate biosynthetic process
Cellular component (GO): cytoplasm; membrane
Molecular function (GO): 1-phosphatidylinositol 4-kinase activity
Source: RefSeq, a predicted model, not a curated record